UUCACGCCAGCACAUUUCACAAGGCAGCCGUUCCCAACGUUGAAAGUUCAGCUUGUGCAAAAAUGACCAAGGUGUCGGGGACGAAGGCAAGGGACGAGGGCGAGCCAGCCACCAAGCGCGAACGCAAGGAUAUGCAUUUGCACAAGAAGGAUCGCAGGGAGCGCAAGGAGCGCAAGGACCGCAGGGACUACAGGGACUACAGGGAUCGCAAGGAGCGCAAGGAGCCAGCCGGAGGCACCUCCUCCAGGGUGAGGGACGUCUCGCCAAUUCCCUCGGACGCUUCGGAGAGCACCGAGGGAGACAGCAGCGACUCCAGCUACUCUGACUCGAGCUACAGCUCCACCGGAUCGUCCAGCGGCUCAAGCUUCUCGAGCUCCUCCAGCAGCAGCUCCUCGUCCAGCGACAGCGAGGCAGCGCCAGAAGGCACCAUCAAGAAGUUUGAGCGCCCCAAGCACUCGUGCUGCCAUCGCCGACACCAUCGUCGCCAUCGGCGCCACAACAAACCCCGUCAUUCGCACCGUCGCCGGCACGUCAUGCGGCGCCACCACGCGAACAACUCGAAUCACUCGACUCACGGGCGCUCCUCCAAGCGUUUGGCUAAAAAGAGUCGUCGCGGCAUAUCCGCCACCAAGGGAGCUAUCACUGUUAAGGAGGAGGUUGUCGCAGCAAUUCCUCCUGCCCCGGCUCCCGGGGUCAUUCAGAUACCGGCCCCUAUUCCGCUGCCUGUGCCGGCACCCAUUCCGGCUGUCCUGUCUGUUCCGGAGUCGCUCCCGCACCCGAACCCGCAUUCCCAUUCCCAAUCCCAUUCCCAUUCCCAAUCCCAUUCCCAUUCCCACUCCCGUUCUCAUUCAAAUUCCCAUUCACAGUCCCAACUACAUGGUCAUUCCAACUCCCAUAACAAUCCCCAUCCGCAACCCGUUCCGGCACCUGUUCCGGUUCCAAUCACUGCUCCGAUCGCCAUGCCAACUCCGAUGAGGGACCCAACCGGCGUGGUAUUGGACCGCAAGUCCCGCAUGCGCAGCUCCACCUCGCAGACCAUCGCCGCGGCCUCCAGCAGUUCCAGCGGCAGCAACCAGGCCAUCAUCCAGGCCACCAGUAGCACCAUAACCAUCACCAAGACGAUUGCCAACGCCACCGCCAUGGCCGAAAGCCACUCCAGUGGCACCGCCGGCGCCAGCCUGUCCAGCUCCAAACAUAAGGGUGGCAGCAGCACCAGCCAAUCUGCAAAGGCGGUGGUCACCCAUCUCUCGGGCAGCAAGGUGGUCUACCCAGCCCCCAAGACCCCACUGGCAGGCACCUCCUCGAAGGCGGUGGUCAGGUCUAACCCCAGCGCCAGUUCGAGCCACGGCAGCCACGCGAACCACGCCAACCACGCCAGUUCCAGCUCGAGUUUCGCCCAGGUGCACUCCAGUACCAGGCCCUCGGCAGCCAAAGAGCACAGGAAGAGCCCGCAGCAGGAUCGUUCGGACAGCUCUGGCUCCAAGGGCAAGUCGUCAACCAAGGAUCGACCACGUCGAGGUUCUUCCCCGACCACUGGUCCAGAACCUAGUCGCCAAAAACACAGCGGUCAGGGCCAAAACGGCCAAUGGAACCAUCGGCGUGAAGGAGGCGAUGGAGGAGGAGCAGGAGGAGGAGGAGGAGGAGGCGAAGCAAGAGGACGGGGCCACAGAGCCGUGGGCGAGGGCAACAAAACGGCCUACAGAAACGGAAAGGACGCCUUCAGAUUCCGCCAACCCGUGCGUAAUGUGCGCCUGCACAUCAAGGGACUGACGCGCCAGGUGACCAAGGAGCACAUCAGCGAGAUAUUUGGUCACUUCGGAGCCCUCACGGCAGUCGACUUUCCGAUGGACCGCUUCCAAGGACGCCAGGGACGAGGAUACGCCUUCGUGGAGUACUCUCGCCCAGAGGACUGCGCCUGUGCCAUCAAGCACAUGAACGGCGGCCAGAUCGACGGCAAGCGGAUCAGGGUGUCCGCCUUCCAGGAGAGCAUGCUGAAGGCGCCGUGGCGCCAAUACCGCCGUUACUCGCCGGUCACCCGGCGCCAGAACCAGCGCACCAUGUCCCGCUCGCGCUCGUUGUCCCGCUCCCGCUCCCGCUCGCCGUCCCGCUCGGGGUCCGGCUCGCGGUCCGGGACGCGCUCCUUCCACUCCCGCUUCCGCUCGAAGUCGGGAUCGCGCUACAACCGGCGCAACCGCUCGCGCUCCUACACCCGCUCCCGCUCCCGCUCGCGCUCGUCGCCGCGCUACGGGCACUACCACCGCCCCGAUUCGCGUUCGCCAUAGGCAGGCGGACCUGUCGCACGUUGCAGUGGGCGCAGCUUGAGCGAGACAGGACUUUCAGGAAUCAGGAUGCCACUUUUGGUCUUUGCAUUUAAACUUUAAUACAAAUGGAGAUUUGCUAGAACAAAGUGCGGUUGUAUACUCACUUUGGUGGUGAACAAUUUCAGGCUAAUUUAA
This is a messenger RNA of Drosophila teissieri, 2456 nucleotides long. Its product is annotated as serine/arginine repetitive matrix protein 2. Gene Ontology annotation, molecular function: RNA binding. NCBI's taxonomy places the organism in Eukaryota, Metazoa, Arthropoda, Insecta, Diptera, Drosophilidae. The record is from RefSeq and is a predicted model, not a curated record. The transcript has 2 exons. Gene Ontology annotation, cellular component: ASAP complex; cytoplasm; nucleoplasm. Gene Ontology annotation, biological process: mRNA splicing, via spliceosome. The coding region runs from base 63 to 2282 and encodes 739 amino acids.